Messenger RNA from Notechis scutatus (mainland tiger snake), 391 nucleotides. NCBI's taxonomy places the organism in Eukaryota, Metazoa, Chordata, Lepidosauria, Squamata, Elapidae. The record is from RefSeq and is a predicted model, not a curated record.
AUUCAGCAGUUUUCAAAGAAAGAGAUUGAGGAUUUGCUACGCAAAGGGGCCUAUGCCGCCAUUAUGCAAGAGGAUGAUGAAGGGUCUAAGUUCUGCGAGGAAGACAUUGACCAGAUCCUUCUUCGCCGCACCACCACCAUCACCAUUGAGAGUGAAGGGAAAGGAUCCACCUUUGCCAAGGCAAGUUUUGUGGCCUCUGAAAACAGGACAGACAUCGCUCUGGAUGACCCCAACUUCUGGCAGAAAUGGGCCAAGAAAGCAGACUUAGACCUGAAUCUCCUGAAUAGUAAGGUGUGUUGGAUUGGGAAGAGGGAUAAAGUCAACUUGGAUGAUUGGUUGGCCGAGUAAUAGAAGAAUCAGGAGAAGGAUUGCAUCUCUUGUGGCACAGAAU